Molecule: messenger RNA, 690 nt
Organism: Rotaria sp. Silwood2
Lineage: Eukaryota; Metazoa; Rotifera; Eurotatoria; Philodinida; Philodinidae
Source: the annotation of a GenBank genome assembly
AUGAAUUNUCAAAGUACAACAACUACUAUUUCAAGCAGUUCAACUACAACUCUCAGCUCUUCUCCAACAGGAACUGUUGAAGUGACAACAGCACCAACAGUAGGCACAGGUACAACUAUUUCAACAUCUGCACCAACAACUGUAUCAACAGUACAAACACAAACAGGUCAAAGUACAACAACUACUAUUUCAAGUAGUUCAACUACAACUCUCAGCUCUGCUCAAACAGGAACUGUUGAAGUGACAACAGCACCAACAGCAGGCACAGGAACGACAGUUUCAACAUCUACACCCUUGACCGUAACAACAACAGUAACAGUGGCAGUGGUAGUUUCAACGUCAACUGUCAGUGAAGGAACAACAAGUGCAAGCAGCGCAGCGACAAACGUCACAACAGCAGAAACAACUGCGCUUACCAAUGCAACAACAGUGGCAACAAAUGUAUCAACCUCAAUCACUUCUAGACCUACAACAGUAACAGUGACAGUCGAAAAUUCGACUCUGAUUGUGACUACAGAAAUAACUAGUUCAAUAACCAAUGCAAGUUCACCCACUACUAUAUUAACAACAGUUCCAAUUAAUACAACACAAUCGACAACUAUUACUAGCAUGUCAACGGCAACAACUAUUUCCACUACUACAACCGCAUCACCACAAAGUAACUUUACAGAUUUGAUUUUGAAUAUAUAA